Messenger RNA from Clupea harengus (Atlantic herring), 4023 nucleotides. It is a transcript of the gene parp9, whose product is annotated as GTPase IMAP family member 8-like. Lineage: Eukaryota; Metazoa; Chordata; Actinopteri; Clupeiformes; Clupeidae. The coding region runs from base 806 to 3016 and encodes 736 amino acids. Gene Ontology annotation, biological process: protein poly-ADP-ribosylation; negative regulation of gene expression; positive regulation of type II interferon-mediated signaling pathway. Gene Ontology annotation, cellular component: nucleus; cytoplasm. The transcript has 4 exons. The record is from RefSeq and is a predicted model, not a curated record. Gene Ontology annotation, molecular function: GTP binding; ubiquitin-like protein ligase binding; NAD+ poly-ADP-ribosyltransferase activity.
CUGUAAUCGUGUCUCAUUUUCAUAGUAUCAAAUAUAUAUAUACAUCAUUAUUUGUCCUCAGGUCACUCUCCCAAUAUGUGUUGAGCUGUUGUAAAGAUUCCCUCUAUCACCUUUCAACCAUUUUUUUUUUUUUUUACAUCUUUGCUACAUCUCUAGUUGGCCAUUUUAGCUUCUCACACCAUUUUAUCUUGGGCUACUCUAUUUAAACCUGGCCUACUCAGAUUUCACCAAUAGGGCUGGUGCAGAUGUUGCUGUAGGCCAGUGAUUCAGGAGUUCCGUUUUUGUCUUAUUUGUGGCCUGCUGUUAUGUCUCCUGCCAUGAAAGUUAUUGGUGCACUUGCCAUGAAUGUCAUUUUGCCUUUGUUUACUGACAGGCUACAGUUGCAGCAUGGAUAAGCUACUGGAUGCAGAAUUUCAAAGCAUCCCACAGCCUGCAGCAGCUCACUACCAAGUUCAGCCCUCUUGUGGAAGUGGAAGUAAAUUAACAUAUAAAGAUACCUAAAUUAAUAUGAUACGGUGAUAUGACAUGUAAUGAGUAAGUGCACUUAGGUGCCUUCAUGCUUCCAUGCAUGCAUGCUUGGAUUGUGCAUUUUAGAGUAAAGGAGAAAGCCCUAUUAAUGCUGAGUUAUUCUCAGGAUGUCUCUUUAAGACUGCGCAUGUGGGUUAUCUGUGUACUUUGUACUCCAUGGCUGCCAUGAUUAUGAUACAGGGAAUGUAAAUCCAACGUGGCAAGUUGUGGAUCAACCAAAGAACCAAUUCCGAUAUGGAAUCUGUUGACUUCUUUAUUUAAUUGCAAAAGGUGGGGAAUGGCUUUGGAUGCUGAUAAAGAUGGUCAAUGUUUGCCUCUGAAAGAGCUAAGGAUUAUUCUCCUGGGAUGGAACCAGUUAGAAAACAGAUUAGUUGGCAAUGCCAUACUCGGCCAUGAAGCAUUUGACACAGAGAGAGACACAGAGAUGUGUAUAGGGAAACAGGGCAUCAGCGCAGAUGGAACUCAGCUCACUGUAGUGAGCACACCGCAGAACUGGCUUCACUAUGCUGUCCACGACCCCGCUUUUGUUGAGCACCGAAUGGCCACAAGUGCAUCGAUGUGUCAACCAGGGCCUCAUGUCUUCCUUGUGGUCGUCCCCGUGGAUUCACUGCCAGGGAAAGAGCGCACCCUAGAGGCUGCUCUCAUUCUACUGAGUGACAUUCUGUGGCAAUACUCUAUGGUUGUGUUGACAGGUCUGGAAAAACAAACAGCGUUGACAAUACAAAAUAUGGAAUAUGAGUGUCUUCAAAGCAUUUUUGAAAAGUGUGGGCACAGAUACCACUGUCUAAACACAAGCCAGCUGCCUCAUGACAGUGGCACUCAAGCUAUGGACCUGCUGAAGAGCAUGAUGGCAAUGGGAGCCAGCAACCAGUGUCAGACUGGUGAAAACUUCCUCUGUACCGACAGCAUGUUGAAGGAGGCUGAGAGGAGGAUUAUGCUGAUUAAUGAAAAGGCAAAAGAUAGAAUCUUAACAGCGCAAAAAGAAUAUCAGACACACAAACUUUUACAGGCUGGUAGUCCAAGUCGACAAACAGCACUGAGGGUUGUGAUGGUCGGUGCCAGACUGGUAGGGAAGAGCACGGCAGGAAACGUCAUACUUGGUCAAGAAGUCUUUCAAUCUGGACAUCCCACUCUGUGCUGUGUAGAGACGGAGGGGGAUGCAAUGGGGAGAAACAUCUCAUUGGUAGACACUCCAGGUUGGCACGGGAGAGGCUGCUCAAUAGAUACAUCAGAAGAAGCCAGCCUACAGAUUGCACAAAGCACCUAUUUCGGUGAUGCGGAACCAAAUGCAUUUCUUGUGGUCAUCCGCUGCGAUGAGACAUUUACAGAGGCCGAUAAACGUCUACUGCAAGAGCACCUGAACCUGUGGGGCAGAGAUGUGUGGCGAAGGAGCAUCGCCCUGUUCACCUGGGGUGAUCGGCUUGGAGAUACAACCGUGGAGCAGCACAUCGAGAGGUGGCCAGCCCUUGUGUGGUUCAUGGAAAAAUGUGGGAAUAGGUACCACGUGCUGGACAAUGUUGUCAGGACAUGCAACUGUAAGGUGAAGGAGCUGGUGGAAGAAAUUGAGGAAGUUGACCUGAUCAAUGACAGCCAGCUCUUGCUUCAAAUGCUCUUGAAGGCUGAGAAGAACAAGAAGAAGCAGCAGUCCAAGGUAAAGGAACUACAGAAGAAGGUGAGAGAUCUUCAGAGGAACUACGGGCAGCAGCUGGAGGAUGAGAGGAAGCUCCAGGAUGAGAGCAACAAAAGAGUGCAAGAAACUCUUCAAAGCUGUUCUGAGCGGGAAAGGCUCAUGAAGGAAAAGGAACAAUGGAUAAAGAGAAGCUCGACAGAGUCUGAGAAGAAAAAGAAGGAGCUGCAAGAAGAGAUAGAGCAACUGACCCAGAAAUGCGAUGAGCAGGAUAGAAUGCUUCAAUUGAUGAGAAGGGAUCAGGUGGCGUCGAGGCAUGGUAUAUUUAACGAAGAAAAGGAAUCAAGAGAUCACAAACUUUGGCAGAGUGACCAAAACAACACGUUUGAAAAUAUCUGCAGUGAAAUGGAAACUGAGCUGCUGAAAAGUGACAACCUGCAGCACAUCCCAUCAGAAGAUCUGCAACUGAACUGGCAGAGGGAAGUGAAGACUAUGCCCCUGAAUGAGGCAGAGGCAAGACCAGAGAAAGGACAAACAGACAUUGGAACUGAAAGCAUGAGCAGGACUGAAAACAUGCAUUCGACGGAAGCUGCCAUUGAUCAUGUGGAGUUGGAUUCCGCUGUGGCUCAGGGAGCUGAGACACCUACUCAGGAAGUCAAGGCCACACAGCAACACCCACAAAAACAGCCGUUCAAACAAGUGGGGACAACAAACGGGCUUGAGGGAGCGGUUAUAGGAGCAGUGGUUGGGAUCCUGACAGGACUGCGUGGGGGGCCAAGGAGGACAGCAAUCGCCACUGCCAUUGGAGCCUCUGUAGGGGCUCUGCUGGACACCUACCUAUGGGCAAAUGUCAACCGCUGAGGAAACCAGGUCUGUGUCCUUUGACCAUUUGUCCUCAAACAACAUGUGUGAUGCAGUAAGAAAUGUUUCAGAUGUUCAAACAUACAUUACACUGGUUAAUGUUGGAGUUUUAAGCUAUAUUAUGGAAUCUUGUUAUGUUUUGCGGGUGGAAUGAAAUGAAAAUGUGUAGGCAUACAACAAACUUUUAGAAUGCCAAAUCGUACAUGAAACCUCACAAGCCUGAAAUGUAUUAUUGUUUUCAUACCAUGUUUACCAAGAUGUUUACAUUUAAACUAAAUACAAUUUAACUUCAUAGUAUAUAUGGAUUGUUUGUCAUAGAAUUUUGCAAAGGCCAUAGGUGGGAAGUGACUAAGGCAAAGACGAAAUGGUUAACUUUGUGAACACAGAGCUGGUGUACUUUAUCAUGUUAACUUAAGAGUGAACUUAAGUGUGCGGACUAGGCUACCAUUUGACUUAAUGUCAUGAUAAACUUAAGAGUAACUUACUUCUGAGCGAUCCAAGCUCUGUCACCUUUUGAGUCUAGUGUUAGUCUUUUGAGUCAAAAAUGACAAAACAAGUGUCAACUCCAUUUGCACAUACUCUUUAUUUCAAAAGAAACAAAAUAAAACAUUUCAAACAAUAAAUUGAAGACAAACAGGUUGAAAUGAAUGAUCCAACAGGACAAAAAAAUUCAGUAGGUAUGGCACAGUUUCCUUCCUGUAAGAAAAUACAUUUUUCCUGCAGAUCAUGGCUUGCACAAUGACAAUACUGGGAGGUAUUUAUUUAUUUAUAUAUACAACAUUUUCUAUCUACAGUCAAUACAUGAGAUUUAGAAGCAGCAACAAGGAAAUCAUGUAAAAAAAAGUGAAAUAUCCCCGAAACAUUUGUAUGUUGUAUUUGAAUUAUGAUGAUACCUGAACUGUAUAAUCACAUUGCAGAUUAGUUGGUCUGUGUGAAUAUAUUAAACAUGACUUUAAAAAGAAGAAAGGGAUUUAAUGAAAUAAAAAAACUCAGAAUGUAAAACUGUA